GUCAGUGUUAUGGUAGGCCCGAGUGGGGAAUGAUUCAGCGAGAUAUUCUGCGUUUCUUAGCUAACCAAGCAAACCAACGCAUGCACGAGCAUCUCAUCAGUCGCCACCGCGCGCGCCUCGCCGGCCACAGUUCAUCGAGACGAAGCGCUUGCUGAAGAUGUGUGAUAAUAUACGCUACGGUUUUGCACAUGAAAAAUGCCGUUAAGUUGGAAUUGCCAAAUCAUAUACCGAAUCGAGUGUAGAAAUUAGUGACCAUGAAGGUUGACAGAAGCAAAUUGAAGAAAACCCCCACUGAAGCGCCUGCCGACUGCAGGACUCUCAUAGAGAAGCUGAAAGGAUGCAGCGAUGAACAGCUGUUGCUGGAACUGCAGCAAAUCAAGACCUGGAACAUUGGCAAGUGUGAGUUGUAUCAUUGGGUAGACCUGCUGGACCGUUUCGAUGGCAUCCUCUGUGAUGCAGGGCAGACAGUGGAAAACAUGUCGUGGUUGUUGGUGUGCGACCGACCAGAGAAUGGGCAGCUAAAAGCCUUAUUGCUGGCGGUGCUCAACUUCACUGCACUGUUAAUCGAAUACAGUUUUUCAAGACACCUGUACAGCUCUAUAGAGCACUUGACCACCCUUUUAGCGUCAUGUGACAUGCAGGUGGUUCUGUCUGUGCUGAAUCUCCUGUAUGUGUUCAGCAAACGUUCCAAUUACAUCACCAGACUGGGCUCAGAUAAGAGGAGCCCACUGCUCGCCCGUCUUCAACAUCUGGCUGAGAGCUGGGGUGGGAAAGAGAAUGGCUUUGGUCUUGCGGAGUGUUGCAGAGAUCUGCCGAUGUCGAAAUAUCCACCGAGUGCCACCACAUUGCACUUUGAGUUCUAUGCAGAACCCAGCUCUGAGGUCAAAGUGGAGAAAAAGUCGAGCAGUAAUACGCUACACUACAUUCAUAUCGAACAACUUGAUAAGAUUUCCGAGAGCCCCUCAGAGAUCAUGGAAUCUCUGACAGCUAUGUACAACAUCCCUAAAGACAAACAAAUAUUGCUUUUCACACACAUUCGCCUGGCUCAUGGCUUCUCUAACCACAAGAGGAGACUGCAGGCUGUGCAAGCCAGACUGCAUGCCAUCUCCAUACUCGUGUACUCAAAUGCCCUCCAGGAGUCAGCCAAUAGCAUACUCUACAAUGGGCUUAUAGAGGAGCUAGUGGAUGUACUUCAAAUCACAGACAAACAGUUGGUGGACAUUAAGGCCGCCUCUUUGCGCACGUUGACAUCCAUAGUUCACCUGGAGCGCACUCCCAAACUCUCCAACAUUAUCGACUGCACAGGAACAGCCUCCUAUCAUGGAUUUCUGCCUGUGCUUGUCCGCAACUGCAUCCAGGCCAUGAUUGACCCACUUAUGGAGCCGUACCCCCACCAAUUUGCCACAGCCCUCUUCUCCUUUCUCUACCACCUGGCUAGUUAUGAUGCAGGCGGAGAGGCCCUAGUAUCUUGUGGUAUGAUGGAGGCAUUGCUAAAGGUGAUCAAGUUCCUUGGGGACGAGCAGGACCAGAUUACCUUUGUGACGCGGGCAGUAAGAGUUGUGGAUCUCAUCACCAAUCUAGACAUGGCUGCUUUUCAGUCCCACGGCGGCCUCUCAAUCUUUAUCUGCAGGCUGGAGCAUGAGGUUGACCUCUCCAGGAAAGAGUGCCCUUUUGUAAUCAAACCAAAGAUCCAGAGGCCCAGCACAGCUACUGAGACAGAGGACAUGGACACAGAUAUGGACAUGUCAGAGGUAGCCAUGGAGAGCAGUCCUGGCCCAUCCACUUCUUCUGGUUCCAGGGCAGAGACAGAUUCGCGAGCACAGAGCAGUGCAGUCAGCACUCCCAGAGCAGGAGUGCAGUGCAUUCCUCAGAGGGCUGCUCUGUUGAAAUCUAUGUUGAACUUCUUGAAAAAAGCCAUUCAGGACCCUGCAUUUUCUGACGGCAUUCGUCAUGUAAUGGAUGGGUCCCUUCCUACCUCUCUGAAACACAUCAUCAGUAAUGCAGAGUAUUACGGACCCUCACUGUUUCUCCUGGCGACAGAGGUGGUGACCGUUUUCGUGUUCCAGGAGCCCUCUCUACUGUCAUCUCUGCAGGACAAUGGUCUCACCGAUGUCAUGCUACAUGCACUGCUCAUCAAAGAUGUCCCUGCUACCAGAGAGGUGCUGGGUUCCCUGCCGAACGUCUUCAGCGCCCUGUGCCUGAAUGCCCGUGGUCUGCACUCAUUUGUGCAAUGCCAACCCUUUGAGCGGCUGUUCAAGGUGCUGCUCUCGCCAGACUACCUACCAGCCAUGCGCCGUCGACGCAGCUCUGACCCACUAGGUGACACCGCUUCUAACUUGGGUAGUGCAGUUGACGAGCUAAUGCGGCACCAGCCCACACUUAAAACAGAUGCUACAACAGCCAUCAUCAAGUUGCUAGAGGAGAUCUGCAACUUAGGCCGAUCGCCAGAAUACAUCUGCCAGAAACCUUCCAUACAGAAAGCAGAUGGGACCGUCACGGUGCCUCCAGCUCGCUCGAACCAUGCUGCAGAGGAGGCAUCUAGUGAGGAUGAGGAGGAAGAAGAGGCUCUACAUACCUUUAGCCAACAGCAGGGGGAGCCAGAAAGCAACAGGCAAGUGGUGGGAACAGAGGAGCGAAUCCCCAUUCCUCUUAUGGAUUACAUUCUCAAUGUGAUGAAAUUUGUGGAGUCCAUUCUUAGUAACAACACAACAGAUGACCACUGUCAGGAAUUUGUCAAUCAGAAAGGACUCCUGCCACUGGUGUCAAUCCUUGGGCUGCCCAACCUGCCCAUUGACUUCCCCACCUCUGCUGCCUGCCAAGCUGUGGCAGGAGUCUGUAAAUCUAUACUGACUUUGUCCCAUGAGCCGAAAGUUCUCCAGGAGGGUCUGUGUCAGUUGGACAGCAUACUGUCUGCUCUGGAGCCUCUUCAUCGACCUAUCGAGGUUCCUGGUGGCUCUGUGCUGCUCAGAGAGCUGGCCAACGCAGGCCAUGUUACAGACGCCACACUGUCGGCACGUGCCACCCCGCUGCUGCACGCCCUGACGGCUGCACAUGCCUACAUCCUCAUGUUUGUUCAUACCUGCAGAGUUGGACAGAGUGAGAUCCGUGCUAUCUCAGUGAAUCAGUGGGGAUCUCAACUGGGUCUGAGUGUUCUGAACAAACUGAGUCAGCUCUACUGCUCUCUGGUGUGGGAGAGCACUGUGCUGCUGUCCCUCUGUACACCAAACAGUUUGCCUCCUGGCUGUGAGUUUGGUCAGGCCGACAUGCAGAAACUUGUGCCUAAAGAGGAUAAACCCUCCGGCAGCACAGCAGCUGCAGGAAGGAGAACUGCUGAGACUGAGACCCUGUCUGUGGGUGUGGAUCCCUCUGCUCAGGGUUUGCUGGAAGGAAUGGGCCUGGAUGGAGACUCUCUCGCUCCCAUGGAGACAGAUGAGCCCACAGCCACUGACCCAAAGACCAAGUCCAAACUCACCCCUGCCAUGGCAACACGCAUCAAACAAAUUAAGCCUCUGCUCUCAGCCUCUUCUCGUUUGGGCAGGGCUCUGGCGGAGCUCUUUGGAUUGCUGGUGAAGCUCUGUGUGGGCUCACCUGUCCGUCAGCGGCGCUCUCACCAUACCACCAGCACAGGCACCGCCCCAACACCAGCGGCUCGGGCCACUGCUUCUUCUCUUACUAAACUUCUCACCAAGGGCUUGAGCUGGCAGCCGCCUCCCUAUACGCCCACACCACGUUUCAGGCUGACUUUCUUUAUCUGCUCUGUGGGCUUCACUUCACCCAUGCUGUUUGAUGAGAGGAAGUAUCCGUACCAUCUGAUGCUGCAGAAGUUCUUCUGUUCUGGUGGCCAUGAUGCUUUGUUUGAGACGUUUAACUGGGCCCUGUCCAUGGGAGGUAAAGUGCCCGUGUCAGAGGGCUUGGAACACUCUGAGCUGCCUGAUGGGACAGGAGAAUUCCUAGACGCCUGGUUGAUGCUAGUAGAGAAGAUGGUGAACCCCAGCACAGUUCUGGACUCCCCACACUCUCUGCCCGCUAAAGUGCCUGGAGCAACACUCAACACGCCACAGUUCAGUGCAUUGCGCUUUCUCAUUGUCACCCAGAAGGCUGCUUUCAGCUGUAUCCGUAACCUGUGGAAUCGUAAGCCCUUGAAGGUAUACGGUGGACGCAUGGCUGAGUCCAUGCUGGCCAUUAUGUGUCACAUCCUACGAGGGGAACCUAUCAUCCAGGAGCGGCUCUCCAAAGAGAGGGAGGGCACUGCUCGGCCUGAGGAGGAGAGCAGUUCCACAAGUGGUGGGGCAGCUAGCGGGCCUUCAGGAACAGGGGGUGUAGUUGGAGAAGGAGUGUCUGGAGGUGCCAAUGGCAGCACUGCUGGAGGCUCUACAGAGGAGGGAAGCAACUCUGCAGCACGCAGAGACCCACAGGUCAACCAGGCUCAGUUGACUCAGCUAAUGGACAUGGGCUUCUCCAGAGAGCAUGCGAUGGAGGCUCUUCUAAACACCAGCACUAUGGAACAGGCCACUGAGUACCUGCUCACACACCCUCCUCCACUGCUCAGCGCAGCUGUCAGGGAGUUCACCAUGUCUGAAGAAGACCAGAUGAUGCGGGCCAUUGCCAUGUCUCUAGGUCAAGAAGUUAGCAUGGAGCAGCGCUCAGACUCACCUGAGGAAGCAGCUCGCCGGCGUGAGGAGGAGGAGAGGAGAGCAAGGGAGCGGGUAGAAGAGGAAGAGGCACGCUGUCUGGAGCGUUUCCUGGAAGCUGAGCCUCUAGACACCACAGAGCUACAUGCGUUCACUGACUCAAUGCUGCCUGGCUGCUUCCACCUGCUGGACGAGCUGCCGGACACAGUCUACCGCCUCUGUGAUCUGCUCAUGACUGCUAUUAAAAGGAACGGCCCUGAGUACAGGGACCUCAUCCUCAGACAGGUGGUCAAUCAGGUGUGGGAGGCUGCUAAUGUGUUGAUAAAGGCUGCAGUGCCGCUAACAACCAGUGACACCAAGACAGUGUCUGAGUGGACGAGACAGAUGGCAACCCUCCCCCAGGCCUCCAACCUGGCCACCCGCAUCCUGCUGCUCACGCUGCUCUUUGAGGAGCUGAAACUCUCAUGUGCUCGGGUGGUGGAGAGCAGUGGUGUCUUGACUGUGCUGAUCAAGCUGUUGGAAGUGGUGCAGCCCUGUCUACAAGCUGCCAAAGAGCAGAAGGACAUCCAAACACCCAAAUGGAUCACCCCUGUUCUCCUGCUUAUUGACUUCUAUGAGAAAAUGGCUGUUUCAUCGAAACGAAGAGCUCAGAUGAAUAAGUACCUGCAGCCCAAUGGGAAUAACUGGCGCUGGUUUGAUGACCGUUCAGGCCGCUGGUGCAGCUACAGCGCGAGUAACAACAGCACCAUUGACUCAGCCUGGAGGGCAGGAGAGACCAGCGUCCGGUUCACUGCAGGCCGUAGAAGAUACACUGUCCAGUUCAACACCAUGGUGCAGGUGAAUGAGGAGACUGGGAACAGACGGCCGGUUAUGUUGACGGUACAGCGGGUGCCACGGAUGCCCAAGACCUCAAAAUCCGGAAGUGUUACUGAUACAGAGAGAGAAGAGAGUGAACAGCGAGCAAAGACUGAAGAGACACAGACUGACACAGAUUCCGGCUCUGUGGCUGUGGAGAUGGCGCCACCUAAAGAAGAGUCGGAGCAGAAGGAAUCAAGCACAGCAGCUCCCGCUACCCUUCAGGACCCCUCUGGUUCCAGCGGUAUUGUUGUACAGGGGCUGACUGAGGACAUGAUUACCAUUUUGAUCCGUGCCUGUGUCAGCAUGAUCAGCGUUCCCGUGGAUCCGGAUACUUUACACGCCACUUUGCGUCUCUGUCUGCGUCUCACACGUACACACCAUUACGCCAUGAUGUUUGCAGAGCUCAAGAGUACUCGUAUGAUCCUGAACCUCACACAGAGCUCAGGGUUCAAUGGCUUCACCCCAUUGGUCACUCUGCUAUUCCGUCACAUCAUAGAAGACCCAGCCACCCUCCGACACACUAUGGAGAAGGUGGUACGGUCUGCCGUCACCAGUGGUGCAGGAAGCACUACUUCAGGUGUGGUGUCAGGUAGUCUGGGCUCCAGGGAGAUCAACUACAUCCUACGUGUCCUCGGCCCAGCAGCUUGUCGCAACCCAGAGUGCUUUACGGAAACUGCCAAGAGCUGUAUCCGAAUUGCUCUCCCGGCCCCAAGAGGUGCUGGCACUGCCUCAGAUGAUGAGUUUGAGAACUUCAGAAUUAAGGGUCCAAAUGCUGUUCAGCUAGUGAAGACGACACCCCUGAAGCUGUCCCCACUGCCCUCCAUACCAGAGACUAUUAAAGAGGUCAUCUAUGACAUGCUGAAUGCCUUAGCAGCAUAUCACGCUCCAGAAGAGGCAGAAAGAGGAGAGGAGCGGGCAGCCGCAGUACCGGGAAGUCAAGACCUGUGUCAAAUCCUGCAGGAUGUCGGUGAUGAUGUCUACCAGCAGUACAGACUUACCAGACAAGGCAGUGAUUUUGAUUCGCAGUCUGCCUUCCACAUCAAUACUCAGGUGUUUGCUGCAGAUGGUGCUGUUGCAGAAUCAUCCCAAUCUGGAACUCCACAGGGAGAAGCCUCUACUCCUGAGGAAAUGCGUGAAGAGAAAAAGGAGCAGGAGGGAGAGAAGGGAGCUUCCUCAGAGGAGAGCCGAGCUGCCAAAGCUAAGGCCAGCAAACCCCUGAUGCCUACUUCUACCAUCCUGAGGCUGCUUGCAGAGCUUGUGCGCUCCUAUGUUGGCAUCGCCACUCUGAUCACCUCUUACAACUACACAGCUGGCCAGUCAGAGCUCAUUAAGGAGGAUUGCAGUGUGCUGGCAUUUGUUUUGGACCACUUGCUCCCACACACCCAGAACUCCGAGGACAAGGACACCCCUGCCCUUGCGCGCCUUUUCCUGGCCAGCCUCGCUGCAGCUGGCACAGGCACUGAUGCCCAGGCAGCCCUGGUCAACGAGGUCAAGGCUGCUUUGAGUCGAGCGUUGGGCAUGGCAGAAGGCACAGAGAAACACGCCCGCUUGCAAGCAGUGAUGUGUAUCAUCAGUACCAUUAUGGAAUCGUGUCCCUCCACCUCAAGCUUUUACAGCACAGCCACAGCCAAGACGCAGCACAACGGCAUGAACAAUAUCAUCCGACUCUUCCUAAAGAAAGGCCUUGUUAAUGACCUUGCCCGUGUGCCUCAUAGCCUUGAUCUAUCCAGUCCUAAUAUGGCAAACACAGUAAAUGCUGCUCUGAAGCCUUUGGAGACGUUGUCGCGAAUUGUGAAUCAGCCUAGCAGUCUGUUUGGGGGUAAAGGUGGAUCCAGCAAGAACAAGACAGAGCAUGACACUGUUGGCACUGUCAGGGACAGCAACAGCAACACCCAAGAUCAAGGGGAGGCAGGUGAGGCAGAACCUGCAGAGAAUCGUGACCGUGGUCAAGCAACAGAUGCUGACCUGAUGGAUGGAGAAACCGAGGGUGACACCGUGGUCAUUGCUGGACAGCCUGAGGUGCUAAGCACUCAGGCCAUGCAGGUGGAGAAUGAGUUGGUGGAUUUGAUCGAUGAACUUUUAGAAAGAGAUGCAGGAACUGUUAAUAGCACCAUCAUUGUGGGUCGCUCUGCAGAGGACGAGUCUCAAGAGGACGUGCUGAUGGAUGAAGCUCCUUCCAAUAUGAGUCAGGCCUCCACUCUCCAAGCCAACAGAGAGGACUCUAUGAACAUCCUUGAGCCAGAAGAUGAAGAGCACACACAGGAGGAAGACUCCAGUGGCAGUAACGAGGAUGAGGAUAGUCAAGAUGAGGAGGAGGAGGAGGAGGAAGAGGAGGAGGAGGAUCAGGAUGAUGAGGAGGGAGAUGAGGAUGAUGAUGAUGAAGGUUCAGAAAUGGAACUGGAUGAAGAUUUUCCUGAUAUCAAUGCUGCUCCACACAUUCGUUUCGAGAGAUUUGACCGAGACGAUGACCUCAUCAUUGAGUUUGAUAACAUGUUCUCCACAUCUGCUGACAUCCCUCCCUCACCAGGAAAUAUCCCCAGCUCCCACCCUCUGAUGGUGCGUCACGCAGACCAUGGCUCACUGACUCUGGGGGGAUCAGGCACCAGCAGCAGAUUGGCUCAGGGCAUGGGACGCAGCCAACGCUCUCUUCGCCAGCUCACAGCCAACACAGGUCACACGGUCCAUGUACAUUACCCUGGUAACCGGCAGCCCAACCCACCUCUCAUCUUGCAGAGAUUAUUGGGCCCCAGUGCUGCAGCUGAUAUCUUGCAGCUGUCAAGCUCUCUGCCUCUGCAGUCUCGUGGUCGUGCACGUUUACUGGUGGGUAACGAGGACGUGCACAUUAUUGCCCGUUCGGACGAUGAGCUACUGGAUGACUUCUUCCAUGAGCAGAGUAGCACUGGAGGACAAGCUGGCACCCUUUCAAGCAUUCCGACCGCUUUAACCAGAUGGACGGAUGAGUGUAAAGUCCUGGAUGCCGAGAGCAUGCAUGACUGUGUGGCAGUGGUGAAGGUCCCCAUACUGCAGCACCUGGAGAGCUUGCGUGAUGAGGAGCUGGAGGAGCGCAGGGAGAAGAGGAGACGACAGUUGGCAGAGGAAGAGGAGACAGCCAAACAGAAUGAGAGUUCUGCAGCUGGAGAGGAGACCCGGGAACAGAGCCUACAGGGCUCUGGGCUUGGAACAGUCAAUGGAGCUGGAGAGAAUGCUGCAGAAGGAGAACAGGCCCAGAGUGGAGUGUCGUCCUGCCUGGACCCUCCUCGCACCUCUGAGGGUUUCCUCACAGCGCCCCCAUCAGGAGAAGUCACUCCAACCACCCCUGCCCCGCACGAGCAAGCCCUCGUGUCUCUGGAAACAGCCAUCAGUCAGCAAGUGCACCAGCCAAUCACGGAGCUGCUGCUGGCUGACUCCAAUCCUGACUCUCACGGAGCCUUGGCAGGGGCGGGGCUUCCCCAGCUCUCAGCACCUGAUAGGCCGAAUUGUGAGGCAGAAGCAUCUCAGAUGGAGAUGUCACCUGCACCCACUAUUGGUGAGAGAGGAGGAGGAGGAGCAUUGGAUGCAGUCAGGGAAGCUUCUCUCAGUCCAGAUAUAGCUGAAAGUUCGGAGCCUGUGCCAGUGGGUGUGUCUCAGCUUGAGGGUUCUCCCAUGGAUACAAGCAGUCCGGCCUCAGGAACGCAAGAAGAGCCAGCUGCUAGCUCCGCUCCACCCAAUCACAUGUCUCAGGAACUGUCAGGAAGUGGCGACAGUGGCCUCACAGACAGGCAAACAGAUGCAGAAACAGGCUCAACUUCUGUUUCAUCUCCUGGUGAAACCAUGCCUCGGAGUGACAGUGCAGAUAGCCAAUCGCAGGCAAUCCAGGAGGAGCCCCUCCCAUCCACCAGCAAUGAAGAGGAUGACCCUCUGGCAGGCAUCAGUCUGCCAGAAGGUGUGGACCCAUCUUUCUUGGCAGCGCUGCCUGAAGACAUCCGUCGGGAGGUGCUGCAGAACCAGCUGGGAAUCAGACCUCCUUCUCGGCCUCCUGUCGCCUCCACGUUGGCAACGUCAGCUAGCACUGUGCUGGGAGGAGGGCCAGGGGUUACUGAGGUCAGCCCAGAAUUCCUAGCUGCUCUCCCACCGGCAAUUCAGGAAGAGGUCUUGGCCCAGCAACGGGCGGAGCAGCAGCGUCGAGAGUUAUCCCAGCAACCCCCACAGGGCGAUCAACCUCUGGACCCUGUCACUUUCAUCCAGACCCUACCCUCUGAGUUGCGGCGAUCCGUUCUGGAGGACAUGGAGGAUAGCGUGCUGGCGGUCAUGCCCCCAGAUAUUGCAGCAGAAGCUGCAGCACUGCGGAGGGAACAGGAGGCCAGGCAGAGACAGCUAAUGCAUGAGAGGUUGUUCGGUCACAGUUCUUCCUCAGCCCUGUCUGCCAUCCCACGCCGCCUGCCUUCACAAGCCGCCUCGGUGGCAACCGUGGGGUACAAUACACUCGAUUGGCUGUGCAAAGAGGAGGGACAUUUCAAAUGGGAGGGAGUGCCAAUCACAGCCGUACCAUGGGGCUCUGGGCUUGGAACAGUCAAUGGAGCUGGAGAGAAUGCUGCAGAAGGAGAACAGGCCCAGAGUGGAGUGUCGUCCUGCCUGGACCCUCCUCGCACCUCUGAGGGUUUCCUCACAGCGCCCCCAUCAGGAGAAGUCACUCCAACCACCCCUGCCCCGCACGAGCAAGCCCUCGUGUCUCUGGAAACAGCCAUCAGUCAGCAAGUGCACCAGCCAAUCACGGAGCUGCUGCUGGCUGACUCCAAUCCUGACUCUCACGGAGCCUUGGCAGGGGCGGGGCUUCCCCAGCUCUCAGCACCUGAUAGGCCGAAUUGUGAGGCAGAAGCAUCUCAGAUGGAGAUGUCACCUGCACCCACUAUUGGUGAGAGAGGAGGAGGAGGAGCAUUGGAUGCAGUCAGGGAAGCUUCUCUCAGUCCAGAUAUAGCUGAAAGUUCGGAGCCUGUGCCAGUGGGUGUGUCUCAGCUUGAGGGUUCUCCCAUGGAUACAAGCAGUCCGGCCUCAGGAACGCAAGAAGAGCCAGCUGCUAGCUCCGCUCCACCCAAUCACAUGUCUCAGGAACUGUCAGGAAGUGGCGACAGUGGCCUCACAGACAGGCAAACAGAUGCAGAAACAGGCUCAACUUCUGUUUCAUCUCCUGGUGAAACCAUGCCUCGGAGUGACAGUGCAGAUAGCCAAUCGCAGGCAAUCCAGGAGGAGCCCCUCCCAUCCACCAGCAAUGAAGAGGAUGACCCUCUGGCAGGCAUCAGUCUGCCAGAAGGUGUGGACCCAUCUUUCUUGGCAGCGCUGCCUGAAGACAUCCGUCGGGAGGUGCUGCAGAACCAGCUGGGAAUCAGACCUCCUUCUCGGCCUCCUGUCGCCUCCACGUUGGCAACGUCAGCUAGCACUGUGCUGGGAGGAGGGCCAGGGGUUACUGAGGUCAGCCCAGAAUUCCUAGCUGCUCUCCCACCGGCAAUUCAGGAAGAGGUCUUGGCCCAGCAACGGGCGGAGCAGCAGCGUCGAGAGUUAUCCCAGCAACCCCCACAGGGCGAUCAACCUCUGGACCCUGUCACUUUCAUCCAGACCCUACCCUCUGAGUUGCGGCGAUCCGUUCUGGAGGACAUGGAGGAUAGCGUGCUGGCGGUCAUGCCCCCAGAUAUUGCAGCAGAAGCUGCAGCACUGCGGAGGGAACAGGAGGCCAGGCAGAGACAGCUAAUGCAUGAGAGGUUGUUCGGUCACAGUUCUUCCUCAGCCCUGUCUGCCAUCCUACGCUCGCCUGCCUUCACAAGCCGCCUCGGUGGCAACCGUGGGGUACAAUACACUCGAUUGGCUGUGCAAAGAGGAGGGACAUUUCAAAUGGGAGGGAGUGCCAAUCACAGCCGGCCCUCUAGCUCUAACGUUGAUUCUCUUCUGCGUCUGCGGGGGCGUCUCCUGUUGGACCAUGAGGCCUUGUCCUGCCUUCUAGUGCUGCUUUUUGUGGACGAGCCCAAGCUCAAUACCAGCCGCCUUCACCGAGUGCUGCGUAACUUGUGUUACCACUCUCAGACACGUGGCUGGGUCAUCCGCAGCCUCUUGUCUAUCCUUCAGCGUAGCAGCGAGAGCGAGCUCUGUCUGGAGACUGCACGCCUGGAGGAGUCCCGUGGCAAGCGCUCACUAGGCCAGGGCUCAUCCAGUGGAGGAAAGGGUUCCUCUUCAUCCCCGCAGGCCGCUGUAUCCUCUUCGUCAUCGUCCUCCUCGUCAUCUUCCUCUCUGGAGCUGUUGAACAGAGUGGAGUCGCGUAGUUCCAGUCAGCUCUCCUGGCUGUCUGUUUCAAUGGAUGCGGCCUUGGGAUGCAGGACCAACAUCUUUCAGAUCCAGCGGGCAUCGGGCAGAAAACACGCGGAGAAGCAUUCAGCAGGAGGGGGCAUGAGCUCGGGAGGGCUCGGAGGUGGAGUUUCAGGAACGGGAGUAACAUGUGCAGGGGGAGGAGGUGGAUCAACUGUUCACAUCCACCCACAGGCUGCUCCAGUUGUAUGUCGACAUGUACUGGAUACCCUCAUCCAACUGGCCAAGGUAUUUCCCAGUCACUUCACUCAGCAGCGCUGUAAAGAUCCCCUGUCGUCAUCCUCAUCAGAGUUGGACACUCGUCUUUGUGCCAGCUCAACACCGACUCCCAGUGGAAGUUGUCGGUCAGGUAGCACCAGCCAGAGCAACUCCUCAACUACCCUGAGUAAUCCCACCUCUACCCACAAUUCCCUGAGCGCCUGCACAGUUACACCACAGUCCCUGGGCAUCUCCACUGAUUUCUGGGAUCUCCUGGUCAAGCUGGACAACAUGAAUGUGAGCCGUAAAGGCAAGGCCUCCAUGAAGACUGUGCCUCUAGGGGGUGCUGGUGAGACAGAGGGGACUCUGUUGAGCCUUGAGGCUUCUCCACUGGGCCAGCUGAUGAACAUGCUCUCCCACCCAGUGAUCCGCCGUAGUUCCCUUCUUACUGAGAAACUGCUCCGUCUGCUCUCUUUGAUCUCCAUCGCUCUGCCUGACAACAAGGCCACGGAGGUUCCAGCCAGCCACCCAGUGCCUCAGGCCCCAACUGCCACACCCUCUGCACCUGCACCUGCCACUCAAAACACAGCGGGGUCAGGGACUAUCUCAGUGGUGGCAGGUACGGGCACCACGCAGGGCUCAGUGGCCCCGACGCCCUCUCAACCAGCCACCACGGUAUCUGUUGCUACAAGCAGCACCACCACCUCCGGUAGUAUUGCUGCUGGAAAACAGAAGCCAGCAGUGAGCAGCACAGACAUAGAAACCAAACUGGCCUCUACUGGACUAACAGAGAAACAGCUGCAGCUCUCUGUGGAGGUGCUGACAUCCCACUCGUGUUCAGAGGAAGGUCUGGAGGACGCGGCCAACAUCCUGCUGCAGCUGUCCAGAGGGGAUGCACCGACCCGAGACACUGUAUUGAGACUUCUACUCAGCGGGGCACGUCAGCUCGGAUACACACUCUGCAAACAAAUCGGCACUUUACUGGCGGAGUUGAGGGAGUAUAACCUGGAGCAGCAGAGAAGAGCACGUGCUGAUGCUCAGUCUCCUGAAGCUUCUCAUGAGGACCCAUCCAUCACCACACGCCUAAAGGGCAAGAUGACCAGCAGAUUUGAUGGGUCAGAGAGUGUGGUGAUCGUGGCAGCUCAGAAGCGCACGUUAGGUGGUCGUGAGCUGCAGCUGCCCUGCAUGAGCUCACUCACAUCCAAGACCUCCACACAGAAGUUUUUCCUGCGCGUGCUGCAGGUCAUCAUCCAGCUUAGAGAAGACACACGGCGCGCUAACAAGAAAGCUAAGCAGACAGGAGGAAGACUGAGUUCGACCAGUCUGGGCUCGGCCAGCAGUAUCCAGGCUGCGGUCCGUCAGUUAGAGGCUGAAGCAGACGCCAUCAUUCAGAUGGUGAGAGAGGGGCAGAGGGCACGCCGUCUACAGCAGGCCCCCCCACCCUCUUCAUCUGCAUCCUCUUCCGCUGCUGCUGCUGCAUCCGCAUCUGCUGCUGUGGCUGUGGCUGUGGCUGGAUCGUCCACCCCCAGUACCUCUGCAACCAACAACCCCCCCGCUGGCACGGCCAGCGCAGCCACGUCGGAGGUGCACUCUGUUGCCGAGCCCCCAUCAGCUCAAAGAGAUGAUUCACCCAUGGAUGUGGACCAGCCCUCACCCCUAGAGCAGGACCAGGCAGCAUUAGGUGAAGAGAGCAGCAGUCAGCAGGAACAAGAGGAGCGUUUGCCUGACCUGCCACUGUUGAGUGAGCAGCUGUUGCUGGAUGAGCUAUGGGAUAUGCUAGGGGAGUGUCUGAAAGAGCUUGAGGAGUCUCAUGACCAACAUGCCGUUUUAGUGCUACAACCUGCAGUGGAGGCCUUUUUCCUGGUGCACGCCACUGAGCGGGAAAGCAAACCUCCGGUUCGAGACACUCGAGAGAGCCAGCUGUCACACAUCAAGGACGAGCCACCCCCCCUGUCCCCCGCACCACUUACUCCUGCCACCCCCUCUUCUCUGGACCCCUUCUUUUCCAGGGAGCCCUCCUCUAUGCACAUCUCCUCCAACCUGCCUCCAGACACACAGAAGUUCCUGCGUUUCGCAGAGACCCACCGCACAGUGCUGAAUCAGAUCCUGCGACAGUCCACCACUCAUCUGGCAGAUGGGCCAUUCGCCGUUUUGGUUGACUACAUCCGUAUCUUGGACUUUGAUGUCAAGCGCAAGUAUUUCCGUCAGGAGUUGGAGCGUCUUGAUGAGGGCCUGAGGAAAGAGGAUAUGGCCGUCCAUGUGAGGAGAGACCAUGUCUUUGAAGAUUCUUACAGAGAGCUGCACCGCAAAAGCCCAGAGGACAUGAAGAACAGACUGUAUAUCGUCUUUGAAGGAGAGGAGGGUCAGGAUGCAGGUGGCCUGUUAAGGGAAUGGUACAUGAUCAUCUCCAGAGAAAUGUUCAAUCCUAUGUACGCCCUGUUCCGCACUUCUCCUGGCGACCGGGUCACCUACACCAUCAACCCAUCCUCCCACUGCAACCCCAACCAUCUCAGCUACUUCAAGUUUGUGGGACGUGUGGUGGCUAAAGCGGUCUAUGACAACAGGCUAUUAGAGUGUUACUUCACACGCAGCUUCUACAAGCACAUCCUGGGCAAGAGCGUCAGGUAUACAGACAUGGAAAGCGAAGACUAUCCCUUCUUCCAGGGUCUGGUCUACUUGUUGGAGAAUGACGUGUCCACUCUGGGCUACGAGCUGACAUUCAGCACAGAGGUCCAAGAGUUUGGCGUAUGUGAAGUGAGAGAUCUGAAGGCCAAUGGUGCAAACAUUAUUGUCACAGAGGAGAAUAAGAAAGAAUAUGUGCAUCUGGUCUGCCAGAUGAAGAUGACAGGUGCAAUCCGUAAGCAGCUGGCUGCCUUCUUAGAGGGCUUUUAUGAGAUCAUCCCCAAGAGACUGAUCUCCAUCUUCACUGAGCAAGAGCUAGAGCUGCUCAUCUCCGGCCUGCCCACCAUCGACAUUGACGACCUCAAGGCCAAUACAGAAUACCACAAAUAUCAAUCCAGUUCUAUUCAGAUCCAGUGGUUCUGGCGUGCAUUACGAUCCUUUGACCAGGCUGACCGGGCAAAAUUCCUGCAGUUUGUUACAGGCACAUCUAAAGUGCCACUGCAGGGCUUUGCUGCAUUGGAGGGAAUGAAUGGCAUCCAGAAGUUCCAGAUCCACAGAGACGACCGCUCCACUGACCGCCUGCCCUCUGCGCACACUUGCUUUAACCAGUUGGACCUCCCAGCGUAUGAGAGCUACGAGAAGUUAAGACACAUGCUGCUGCUGGCCAUUCAGGAAUGUUCUGAAGGCUUUGGACUGGCCUAAAGACUCCUAAACCUGCACACAGACACACACACAGAGAUAUGUAGACUUACAUGUUGUUAACUUAUGACACACAUGCAUAUUCACACUAUCAUACAUACGGCCAAGACCUACUUCUAAUCCACAUAAAACAAACAGAUGGACGGCUAAACGAGUGACAGAGAUGUAUUGACAUUGCCUACUACACACAGAGCCUCUCAUUGACACACCGAACUGUAUUUGGUAUAUGUGUGUGUCUCACUUCCCUAUUAAAAUUACAGAGCCCGAGAGAGGAUCACAAAGGAUAUCUGCGGACUAAUAUAAAAGACAUUUUCUCCAUUUAGUUUGGUUUCUCUGUACAAAAGGUUUGGGAGUUUAUUAUGUUUAAUCUUUUUUGUUCUUCUCUGGCUGUUAAAAAAAAAAAGAGAGGGCUGUUUUGUGUGUAAAGAGGAUGGUUGUAACCCUCUGGCGGGGGGGAAAAAAAGUUGAUUGUCCUCUGUUGCUAAUGUGUGACCUCACUAGCUUUGCAAAUGGGAACUUUAAUUUGGGGGAGGGGAAGUCAUGGACAAGGGCGGGAGGGCGAGAACAUGGAGUGAGGUUUUGGUGAAAUUGCAGACAUGCAGGGAUUUUCAGAACGGGGACAUUUUUAGGCAACUUUUGUGGUAUUUUUGGAGAGGAACACAGAUUUGAGAAGUGAAGGACUGAGACAUUGAACCGCGGGUGCUCAGACACAUGCGGUUAUUACCCAACUGCUGAUGCAGCCUCUCAGCAGCUAAUCAGAACGUAAAUUGCUACAUAAAUAAAUGCAUAAAAUGAGCCCACUGUGUCCUCUAGAGUUGUUUCAAUGUAUGCCUUACACAUUUGCACUAACAGGAGCAAAUAUCAUUUAUAUGUUAAGAAAUAUACUGAUGGAGGUCCAUGGAAACUAACUUGACACAUGCUGUGGGGUCCAAGUAUUAAAAGCUCUAUUCUUCAUCCUGA
Onychostoma macrolepis is the source of this 16298-nucleotide messenger RNA. It is a transcript of the gene huwe1, whose product is annotated as HECT, UBA and WWE domain containing E3 ubiquitin protein ligase 1. Gene Ontology annotation, biological process: Golgi organization; membrane fusion; protein polyubiquitination. Gene Ontology annotation, molecular function: zinc ion binding; protein binding; ubiquitin-protein transferase activity. The transcript is spliced from 89 exons. The record is from RefSeq and is a predicted model, not a curated record. Bases 255 to 15341 code for a protein of 5028 amino acids. Gene Ontology annotation, cellular component: nucleus; Golgi membrane. Lineage: Eukaryota; Metazoa; Chordata; Actinopteri; Cypriniformes; Cyprinidae.